GGGCUUCUGGAGGGGACGCUCCCUGCCUCUGUUUCCUCACCCAGCCUCUCCGCGGUAUCCCCUAAAACCCUCCCCCCUCCGCCGUCCCUUUGCUUCGACCGUACGCAGUGACGAAGGGUAGGAAGGACCUUGGGGUCUCACUAGGGCUGCCCUCCAAGAGUUUGCUGCCUGAGGACGGACGAGAGGGCGCUCGCUUUCCCCAUCCCAUCCACCCCACAGAGGUGGCCCGACUGGCGGCGCGAAGUGAUUCUGAGGCGUUCAGUCGAGGGGGGGGCAGUGCCCUGCACACCGUGCCUCAGGCAGCAGACUCGCUACAGGGGCCCGCCGCACAAUGUGUGGUGUGUAUAUACGCAACCUGGUUCUCCAGCAAGGAAGUCCACCUGCGCGACUGUGAACUGUUGCCUGAGGCGAGGACCACACGGCCCAGGUUGAAAACACUGAAGUCUCUCCUGCCUUGGGUGGAUAUCGCCUUCUCUUUAAUGAGAGCGCCAGUCCAGUUUCUCAUCCUGCUAUUGAAGACUGAAGAGAGGACAACAUGAGAGAUACCGAAAUAAAGAGACUACUGUCCGUGAAUAUUAUCUGUAUAUUUUCCAUUAUUGUUGCCACUGUCGCUCCUUCUCUGUUUUUGGAGAAUUUCUCAAUCCUGGGAACACACUUGACAUGGUUGAGCAUCUGUUCAGCAACUGUUGGGACUGUAAAUAUAAUUUUGUUUAUUAUUCUUAAACCAAAUCCAUCCACUAGGAGAAGUUCUUUCGCCCACAAGGUGGCAAAGUUUCUAAAAUGCUGCGUAUACUUCUUGAUGUCUUGUAUCCUGUUCCAUGGAAUCAUCGUCCUUUAUGGAGCACCAUUAAUAGAGUCAGUCCUGGAGACAUUCUCAUUUGCACUUCUUCUGUCCACGUUCACUACCUUGCACUGCUUGUGUUUGCUGGGACCAAAUAUUCAAGUGUGGCUCAGAGUGUUUAGCAAAAAUGGGGCUAUGUCCAUCUGGGAUAACAGCUUGCAGAUUACAACUAUGUGCAGUGUGGUGGGUGCAUGGUUUGGAGCAUUUCCUAUUCCUCUGGACUGGGAUCGACCGUGGCAGGUGUGGCCCAUAUCCUGUUCACUUGGAGCCACCUUUGGUUACGUGUCUGGCCUUCUCAUUGCACCUUUGUGGAUAUACUGGAACAGGAAGCAGCUUACAUACAAAAGCAGAUAACUGGCACUAAGAGAGAAAGUGUGUAGUUGUGCUGAUUCUUUAAAGACUGUGCAGAGACAGUGGUCAAAGCAGAAGGCUAUCCAAACAGCUUCAAAGCAUUGUUGGGCCAGCAUUCCUCUUCUGGAAGCCCAGUGUGCAUGCUACAGCCACAUGAUGAUACAUCUGUCACUUGCCCUAAAUUAUGUUACCCCUGAGAGAUUAUGCUUUCCUUCCAGUCUGAAUAAAGUAUUUGUAACAGAU
This is a messenger RNA of Pogona vitticeps (central bearded dragon), 1435 nucleotides long. RefSeq names its product phosphatidylinositol glycan anchor biosynthesis class F (gene PIGF). Gene Ontology annotation, biological process: GPI anchor biosynthetic process. Gene Ontology annotation, cellular component: endoplasmic reticulum membrane. NCBI's taxonomy places the organism in Eukaryota, Metazoa, Chordata, Lepidosauria, Squamata, Agamidae. The record is from RefSeq and is a predicted model, not a curated record.